Messenger RNA from Aaosphaeria arxii CBS 175.79, 544 nucleotides. RefSeq lists its product as uncharacterized. The record is from RefSeq and is a predicted model, not a curated record. Bases 16 to 264 code for a protein of 82 amino acids. The transcript has a single exon. NCBI's taxonomy places the organism in Eukaryota, Fungi, Ascomycota, Dothideomycetes, Pleosporales.
ACGCUCUUGGAGAAGAUGGGAGAUGGUGCCUUCAGCAAUGUCUAUCGCGCAAAGGAUAAUACUGGCCAGUGGGGAGAGGUGGCCAUUAAGGUUGUGCGAAAGUUUGAAAUGAACUCUAGCCAAGUAUGUAUCGCCCAGACCGAGAACCACUUGCAUUCACCCAUCCAUUGCAUUAAUAUCUCACUCCCCUUCCUCCCCUCCCCCCUUAUUCGUCGUAACAGAGGUUGGUGUAUUUGGAUUUUGCCAACACAAUGCCUGGUGUAGGGCGACGACCACAUUCAUCCGGAUUUCAAGAAGGCACCAAAAGCAGUGGAGGUGCGAUCUCAUCACAGUGCAGACACUCAAAUCCUCCCCCAACCAAUUCCCUGAGUGUCGGCCUGUAUCCACUCCCUUAGUUUUUGAUGGACACUGACGUAAUACCCCUUAGAGAGCGAACAUCCUCAAGGAAGUGCAAAUUAUGCGCCAACUUGAUCAUCCCAAUAUCGUCAAGCUCGUUGACUUCCACGAAUCUCGCCAAUACUACUACAUCAUCCUUGAGCUUUGC